GUCCCGAGGAAGUAUUUUGUUUCGAUGCUAGGGCAGCGUUCAGAUCGUCGACACGCUCACGGAAUCUCUUCUUCCUGCUUGGAAAAUUUCGAUCCAGCGAUUCUUCCAUCCAUCGAUCCACCGCCAGGUUUUCGUGUUCUUGCGAUCGAGGAGCGCGGUCAUGCCAGGAUAAUGCAGCCACGCAAUCCCGAUCUUCAUCGAUUGAGCAGCGCUUUUCUCCUCGCCAGGGCUUAGGGUUCUUGAGCUAGCUUCUCCUUCUCUCCCUCACGCGUCAAAUGCAAGGCGCUACAAAGAUCGCAUUGGCAGCUGCGCUUGGAAAUCUUCUCCAGGGUUGGGACAAUGGCGCCAUCGCCGGUGCACUGCUUUAUAUCAAGCCAGAGUUCCAUUUGGAAGACAAGCCCACUAUUGAAGGCUUCGUUGUGGCUUCCACGCUCCUUGGAGCUGUAUGUAGCACAGUCUGUGCUGGUCCAGGGGCGGACUGGCUUGGAAGGAAGCUGAUGCUCAUCUUAUCUUCGGCACUUUUCUCAGUAAGCUCGUGCGCUAUGCUCUGGUCGCCAAGCGUCUACGCGCUCAUCGCCAGCCGGUUUCUCGUGGGGACUGGCAUUGGACUGGUCGUGACCAUCGUCCCGAUUUACAUCGCUGAGACGGCUCCGUCGGAGAUCCGAGGGCAGUUGGCAACUUUUCCACAGCUCCUGGGAUCUGGCGGGCUGUUCGUCGUGUACAUUAUGGUGUUCUUCCUGUCGCUAACGGCGGAUCCCAGCUGGAGAAUGAUGCUGGGAGUUUUGCUCAUCCCAGCUCUUCUGUACCUGGCGCUGGUGAUAUUUUACUUGCCCGAAUCGCCAAGGUGGCUCGUAAGCAAAGGCCGGAUGCUGGAGGCUAAGUAUGUUCUACAGCGGCUACGCGACAGAGACGACGUUUCAGCGGAGCUCGCUCUUCUUGUCGAGGGUCUCGGUGUCGGUGGUGAGGCAUCACUCGAGGAGUGGCUACUCAAACCCGCACCGGAAGACGUGCUCGAAAACGGUGUCCCGCAAAAACACGAGUCUCAAAUCAAGCUUUACUCACCCGAGGAAGGUAUCGCGUGGAUUGCCACCCCAGUCGUAGAAGAACCGGCUGGCCACUCGCUUGUGCCAACCUUCCCCAGCUUUAGCAUGAAGAGCGUCCAUCUCAUGGAUCCUCUUGUGCAACUUAUCGGAAGUGUACAGCAGACUCAGGAACACCACCAAGCCGUUGAAGGACUCGAGCGUGAUUAUCCCGAGGAGCCACAUUUCAAGGAAGAGGAGGACAAGCCACGCGAUAAUGGCUACGAGUCAGACAUGGAAGAAGGGAUGGUGGGAAAUCUCGACGAGUCGAACCUCGAAGCGCCGCUACUUCACAAGCGGUCUGGCGUGUCAAGCAGGGACAACUCGGGAGCCUUUGAGGACGUGGAACAGGGACAUGAAACAGUGCCGGAAAGACGAGGAAGUAGAAGCAAUCUGGUUUCUCGUGGCAGUAUGCACCAUGGAAGCAUGCCGGAGUCUCUUGGAAGUGUGGGAAUCGGAGGUGGAUGGCAACUGGCCUGGCAAUGGUCUGAGCCCGAGCAGGGAACGGGGCAUACAGAGGAAGGCGGCUUCAAAAGAGUUUUCUUGCUGCAGGAGGCAGUGGACGCGUCUGGCCGAAUUGUUGGAUCUACGGCAUCGUUACCAGGAAUUGCCGAAGGGGACUCUAUUCCAGCAGCAGCCAUAGUUGGACACCCAGCGCAGUCGAUGAGGGAUAUCAUCGGUGAGGCUCCAGUUGGCCCUGCCAUGCUGCAUCCUACGCAGACAGCUACGAGCGGGCCUGCGUGGUCGGACAUAUUUGUUGGCGGCGUCAAAAGAGCUCUUAUCGUUGGCUUGAGCUUGCAAGUCUUACAGCAGUUUAGUGGCAUCAACGCUGUGCUCUACUUCAUUCCACAGAUUCUCCAGCAAUCUGGACUAGCUGUUUUACUCUCGGACGCUGGUAUCAACGCGAACUCGGCGUCUAUACUAGGAAGUGCCACCACGUCCUUGCUCAUGCUUCCAUGCAUUGUGUUGGCCAUGCGCUUGAUGGACCAUUCUGGCCGUCGGCAGUUGCUGCUUUCAACGCUUCCGGUGUUGUUGCUGGCACUGGUGGCCGUGACAUUCUCAAACAACUACCUCCGUGCUGGGCUCGUUCAGGCAGUCAUUUCCUUCCUCAGCGUGACGCUCUACGCUUGCUCGUUCGUGAUGGGAUUUGGGCCGAUCCCAAACAUCCUUUGCUCGGAGAUAUUUCCAACAAGGGUCCGUGGCCUCUGCAUAGCAAUGUGCCAGGCCACAUUCUGGGUGUGCAACAUCAUCGUCACGUACCUCUUCCCGAUUCUCCUCGUCCGACUCGGCCUGGGAGGAGUCUUCAGCCUGUUCGCAUUGGUUUGUCUCGUGUCGUGGAUUUUCAUCUUCCUCAAGGUCCCGGAAACGAAAGGGCUGCCUUUGGAAGUCAUCUCGGAGUUCUUCGCUAUGACCGAUCGCCUCGAAGCCAAGAAAUCGUCAACUUAAGCGCAGUUUAUCCAGGAAAGAUGGAAACACAUCUUUUUCACUCGAGUUUAGGGAGUUUACGUAUGUUCGUACAUAUAGUAACGAAAUAAGAAAACGAUGAUUGAUUCUUGAUUUAUAGUCUGGUCUGGGUAAGUCAAUCCUCUUCUUCCUGACAUUAAUCACAGGCAGGUGGGAGCUCUAUCCAUGCGAUCUCUCUGUGCAGCAAAACUCGCUUUCUUGUGAGAGAAGGCUUUUGUACUUUGGCAAAGAAAAAGGAUUGUCGCUAUGGAGUAGUAACUUUCAAGCCAGGAAGCCAGGGAGCUAGGAGAAGACGACGCGGAAGAUGCGAAAUAAGGAGAGAUUGCUGAAAUUCAUUGCGCCUCGCUCACCCACCGAGCACACAAGGCGAAGCGACUCGCGAACGACUCAAUCCCACAUGACGAUGGUGGAAGGACGCAUGGGAUGAAUUUGUCAUGGACAGCAUCAGCUUGAGAAGCCACAUCCUCGUCGAGCAGUCGGGCCUUGCAAGGAUCCCAGGGAGUCUCGAGUCCCGAGAUGAGCCUCGAGCGUCACAGUCCUGUCGGAUUUGCCUGAUGGGCGUGGAGCAGGAGUGGAUCCAAAUGGACUGCGCUUGCAAAGGUGAGCUUGCCAUUGCUCAUGUCGACUGCGCGGUGCGGUGGUUUAGCAUCCGAGGGAACUCCUCGUGUGACGUUUGCGGCGAGGCCAUCGGCAAUCUCCCCGCCCUCUCCCCGCGCAAGCCCUGCUACCAGCAGCAAGAUCAAAGCUAUCCCGUGGUGCUCGACCAAGACGAUGACGACUACUAUGAUCCCAUAGACAGCUCUUGCAGUAAGAUCGCAGUGCUGGUUGCGAGCUCCACCAUCGGAUUCUUCAGGCAAAAGCUCCGAGCCUUGGCAGAGUUCCCGUAGGGGCCAUUGAAUGCGCAUGAAACUGGUUUUUUUAAAUGCGACGGUAGGAUUUGCGACACGUGUUCUCCUGGA
Molecule: messenger RNA, 3502 nt
Organism: Selaginella moellendorffii
Lineage: Eukaryota; Viridiplantae; Streptophyta; Lycopodiopsida; Selaginellales; Selaginellaceae
Product: monosaccharide-sensing protein 2
Exons: 11
Coding region: 276-2525 (749 amino acids)
Biological process (GO): transmembrane transport
Cellular component (GO): membrane
Molecular function (GO): myo-inositol:proton symporter activity
Source: RefSeq, a predicted model, not a curated record